Messenger RNA from Carassius auratus (goldfish), 1440 nucleotides. RefSeq names its product protein tweety homolog 2-like. Gene Ontology annotation, molecular function: intracellularly calcium-gated chloride channel activity; volume-sensitive chloride channel activity. Bases 267 to 1094 code for a protein of 275 amino acids. The record is from RefSeq and is a predicted model, not a curated record. NCBI's taxonomy places the organism in Eukaryota, Metazoa, Chordata, Actinopteri, Cypriniformes, Cyprinidae. The transcript has 6 exons. Gene Ontology annotation, cellular component: plasma membrane.
GCGCGCUUGGAGUCAGUCAGUGUCAGGGGCUUUGAGGGGUCACAGCUGACCACUCUGCAUGCACUUACACACUCAACUCUUGUGUUAUGCAUCAUUUUAAGCAAACAGAGCCAGGGAAAAUACUUUUACGCAGUGUUUCCCUCUCUGGUCAUCGUGUCUCGUCCGCGGGUGGCGGUUAUUUGUUGUGUUUGGUGUUUUAGAGUGAAUGGUGAGGAUUACCGGAGCGCUCCAGAAAUCAGCGGCGUUUUUUGAGUUUCACGUCCGGGAUGGCCUCAUCGCGCCAGGACUACAUUGCACCAUGGUGGACCUACUGGCUGCACAAUUUCCCGCAUCUUAAUUUUAAUUUCCAGACGGUUGAUAGCACGUUUAAACCGGAUGACACUAGCUAUCAGCAGUCUCUGAUCUUCCUGGCCUGUGUGUCUGCCGUGGGUCUGGGUUUGAGUCUGCUGAUGCUGUCCGUAUAUCUUUCCUGCCUGUUUUGCUGUCGAAGGGAAGAGGAUGAGGAAGUCAAAAGACCCGACACCUGCUGUGUCACAUGGGCUGCUGUUAUUACCGGUCUGGUCAUAUGUUCAGCGGUGGGCGUGGGUUUCUAUGGAAACAGCGAAACCAACGAUGGCGUUUACCAGUUGACUUACUCCAUCUCCAAUGCCAAUCACACACUGGGUAGCAUUGGCAGUCUGGUGGGAAACUCACUGGGUAGUAUGCAGGUCGGGCUGAAAGAACACCUGGAGCGGUUGGAUGAGAUAUUUUCUCCGCGGGGAGACUACACCCAAACCUUGCGCUUCAUGCAGCAGAUGGCCAACAACAUUAUCCAGCAGAUGACAGCCAUGCCAGACACCGGGAAGGUGCAAGUGGAUUUGGCAGCCAUCGCAGAUAAAACUUCAUUCAUAGAGUACUACAGAUGGUUAACAUACCUGCUUCUUCUGAUUUUGGACCUAGUCAUCUGUCUCAUAGCAUGUCUGGGAUUGGCAAAGCAGUCUCGAUGGAUGCUCACAGUUAUUAUGGUGUGUGGUGUACUGACCCUGAUCAUGAGUUGGGCAUCAUUAGGAGCGGGCACAGCAACAGCUGUGGUAAGUUACUGUGUUUUCACAUGAGUGCGUACUUUAAACCCCCUUUGAUCAGUGUCCAGUGACUAUGAGUCACUUCAUUCACUAACACUGUCCUAGAUUUUUUUUUUUUUUUUUUUAAAGUGAAUGUUUGUAAGGGUAGAGGUUGCGUGAGCUGUGCUAAACUCUUAGGAGAUUAUCAGGGUUCAGUGACUGCGUUUCUGCAUCUCGUGGUGCAUGCCAGUUUGAAAAGCUGAUUAUAAAGCUCUGGUCAUUUAAAUUAGACAGUCCACUGGCUCAACGGAUGUAAACAGCCAUUCUCUCUAUCACUUAACAGGCCAAUUUAUCUAAGGUCUCGCCUCGCUCUUCAUCUCUGCAUCUCUCAGGCUGCAUG